UGACGACCUUCACCCAGCCCCCCGGCAGUGCACAAGAAAAAAUGUUCUGCCUCUUUCGUUCCUCAGCCGGCAGAAAAUAACAUUUAAUGGGGUAUGAUAAAAGUAGCCCUCCAAUAAACAUAAAUCAAGAUUCACAAUAAGGAUGUAUUUAUAUUUGUCAAUUCUUAUGAUUCUUUUCAGAUGAUCAUUUUUUAUAUAAUUUUAACAAUCUAUAGGGUUAUGUGAAACGUCAAGCACUAUAUGCUUGCCUAACCUGCACACCUGCUGCACCUGAUUCUGACUUGGCAGGUGUCUGCUUAGCCUGUAGCUUAUCAUGUCACGAUGGCCACGAUCUGGUUGAACUUUAUACCAAAAGGUAUUAUCCUUAGUAUCUAUUUUCUGAAACCGAGAGAAAUAUUAUGUUUAUUCUUGUUGGUCCAAUUACAACAUAUUAUCUCUUGCCUCUAGUUGUCCACUUGUCUGUGGUAAACAGUCAAAUUCUCCGCACAAUAUUUUUCAACCUGGUGUAUAGUUUAUAAAUUAUAAAUAUAUAUUAUUAAUCACUCGCAAAUACCUUAUAAAAGUGCCCCUCACAGUUCAAACUGUCAAUCAAAGUUCAAACUGUCAAUCAAAGUUCAAUCUGUCAAUCAAAGUUCAAACUGUCAAUCAAAGUUCAAACUGUCAAUCAAAGUUCAAACUGUCAAUCAAAGUUCAAACUGUCAAUCAAAGUUCAAACUGCCAAUCAAAGUUCAAACUGUCAAUCAAAGUUCAAACUGUCAAUCAAAGUUCAAACUGCCAAUCAAAGUUCAAACUGUCAAUCAAAGUUCAAACUGCCAAUCAAAGUUCAAACUGUCAAUCAAAGUUCAAACUGUCAAUCAGAGUUCAAACUGUCAAUCAAAGUUCAAACUGUCAAUCAAAGUUCAAACUGCUAAAAAACUAUGGAAAUAUGAAAUAUUUAUCAUCAUAAUUUAAUUUAAUUUAAUUAAUUUAACUAUAUAUGAAUUGUUGAACAUUACUGUUUAGAUUUGAGAGAAUUUUAUUUACUUUUUACUUUAGAAAUUUCCAGUGUGACUGUGGAAAUGAAAAAUUUGCUGACUUUGAAUGUAAACUACAGAAGGUGAAUGAAAGGCAUAUUCUAAUCUUGUUUCCUUGGGAAUCAAAUCACAUUUGUUGUUUUACUUGUUUUAUUUAGAAUAAAGAUGCUGCAAACACACUCAAUAAUUACAAUCAGAACUUCAAAGGCCUUUAUUGCUCUUGUCAUCGACCUUACCCAGACCCAGAUGAUGAGGUAAUGUUUAUGUGCAAAAGGUUAAAAGAAGAAAGGAUGUAAAAUUUUGAGAAAUUGAAUGUGGCCCAAUUUGAAAAAGUGUGGUAUUGAUGUGGCUCAAACAGAUCUUUCCAACAACCUUGAGUUUUAGCUUGUGCAGAUCGAAGAAUAUAUGGCAUGUUGAACACUAGAAAAAUUUAGCAUAAAAUAGUCCCCCCGUUUGAAAUUACCCACCAAACUAACCAGGAAUUAUCCACCCCCCUCAUAAAAAUAAUCCCACACCCCCUACAAAUUAUCCAGCCCCCCCCCUGCAGAAAAUAUGUGUACCCAGCAAUUACACUAAAAAUUAUCCAGCACCCCACCCCCUAAAAAUAUGUACACCAGGCCAUGAAUGAUAAUGAUUUUAGACUCAGAUUUUAAUUUCACUGUUUUGGCAGGCUUUUACUAGGCUAAGUAUGUCUAUAUUAAUUAAUAACUGUAUAUUAUAAGCUAGCAAUGCUCCCUAGCUUAGGCAUCCUUUUUCUUUGUCUUUUAUAUGUCAACUGUCUAUUAAAAUUAUAGAUUGAAGAUGAAAUGAUUCAAUGCAUUUCCUGUGAAGAUUGGUUCCACUCAAGGGUAUGUAGGUCAUGAAGUUAUUCAACGAUUGGCCUCCAUUAAUGCUGUUUUAUUCAGUUAGAGAUUGACCGGUAACUUUUUCAUCUUGACUGGCAAAUAUUAUCCUUUACCGGGCACAUAUUAUGAUAAUCCACCGGUCACGAUAACCGGUAUACCUUGCAGAUGUAAUUUGAGGCCUGCCUGAGAGUGAAUACUAAAUACUGUUUUACCACUAUAGCAUCUUAGUAACCUUCCACCAUUGGAUGGUGACUACACUGAGAUGAUCUGUGACCAAUGUAUGGAGAAAACCAGUUUCAUACAAGCAUACCUACCAUACUCGUUGCCCAGCCAACAGAUAUGUACCAUUAAGAAAAGUGAUACCAAUGAGAAUGUUGAUAUAGAAGGAGUUAAGAGUGAAUCAGUAAACGGUGAUGGUGUGUCUUCUAAGAUAAAGAUUGAUGGUGAAAGUAGCGCAGAAAAGGAGGUAUGUCGGAGUUUUUUUAAUAGUACAACUGGACUGCAAAAUAGCGAGUUGAUUAAUGCAGGCAAAAAGUGUUCUUCGAGAAAUUAAAAUCAAAGUUAGUAUAAAGUUAGUUAUUAUUUUUUCACCCCGGAACAUCCAGACAUCGCCACAGAAAGCGGCAAAAAGAAAGUUAAGCGAGGAAGCUGAUGGCGACCAAAAGGCGGAAACUCUUGGUGAGACGUCUUCAAAGAAGCUCUGCAGUGAAGAUGAAAAUACGGAGAAAGAUCAGAACAACUGUAUCUAUCAGAAACUUCUUGGAAAUGUACAAAAGAAAUCUGGUUGCACUUAUUGGAAAAAUGGUUGGAGGGCAAAAUUGUGCGUUUGCCAGAAAUGUAAGGUAUGGCAUGGUUGUUUGAAACGUUUUCGUUGGUGCACUUUUAACGGCUGCGCAGUGUGACUGGUAUUCGAUUCCUGCAAUUUACUGUCCUUUGAUUAUAGUUUCGUGGGAAGAAUUAUCCCAGCUUGUUUGUACCAAACAGUGUAUGUUCUUUCGGGGUGCAAGGGAAAUGCCAAUUUUCGUCUCAAAUCUUUUUUUUACAAAAACAAAAAUAGGGACGGACAAACGUGCGCAAGCGACGUUUCUGUCAACAACGUUUUUGUCGCCCGAAAGUUGUUAUACUUGUAACUCAUUUUGGCGGCGUUUUGCAUCAGCGCUCGUGUAAGGAAGAAAAAAACAACUUUAAAAAUCGUAUGUUUGGUCACAUGUGUUGAAGAUUACCACAAACUAACAGAAACAUAGUCCCCACACUACAAACGCCCUAACUAUAAACGUGUUUGCACGCAAACUACAGAUACAUAGCUGGCUAUAAAAUGCUAGAAAAAAUAGUUGAUGGACAUUCUAACAUUUCCAUCUCUAGCUUAUGUACAAAGAACAAGAUGUCGAGUUUCUCAUGGAUGAUUCAGAUACGAUAAUAGCAUAUGAAGAUCGUGGUCAGUCUCGGAGGGAACAGCAGUCCAGUUCAUAUGAUUCCAGUCUGAAUGCAUUAAACAGUCUUGGCAGGGUUCAGCAAAUAGAGAUCCUACAUGGUAAGACCGGUUUCAUUUGAUUGACGGACUGGGCUGCUAUGUAAUUUGAUUUUAGUAAACAAUCUAUCUAUCAAAAUAAUCCCGAUAUCAACCACACAUAGGAAAACCACGGGGAAGUAACAGAUUGUUCUUUUCUCAGGUUACAAUGACAUGAAGACACAACUCACAAAUUACUUGGCUGAAUUCGCAAAAGAAGGGAAAGUAUGCACACAUAUAUAUUAAAAUUUCUGUAAAAAAAGUGAAUGCCUCCAUUUUUUCUAUGUUAUAAAUUUUUGUUUCUGGAAUAUUAUGUAGACUGUUACAAAAGAAGACAUCCAGAGUUUCUUUCAAAAACUUCAAGAAAAGAAAAACAAAGACUCUGCCUCUGGAAAUAUCCCACAUUACUGCAGAUAACACUGUUAUAUUGAUCGGAUCGAUAUUAAACCUAUACAUUAUAGUAUUUUAUAGUUUAUUAUGUUAUAACUUUGUUUAGUAGUAUAUAAUGUUCAAAAGAAUAAAAAAAGGUUAUAGACAAGUCGAUAUAGACGAUGGAAAUAUAAUUGGAUUUCCCUACUAUUUCCAGCAAAGAUCCAUACUAUUUCCAUAGUAAGGAUUUUCUUUAAAAUCACAGUGAAUGUUGUAGGUAUUAAUGUUUAAAUUAUUAAUGUUUAAAUAUUAAUGCACUUUAUGUUAAUUAGUUCUCUGUCCACUGUAUCCGGUACUGAUGAAAGCGAAGUGGAUCGUUAAAUAUAGGAAACAGUGUUGCAGAAACAUUUGAAGAUCGUAACAUUAAUGGCAUUGAAUGUUUUUGACAAAUGUUGGCUAGAACACAAUAUUUCCGCAACACAGUUUCCUGUUUUCCCUAGUAUCAAGUUUUCAUUUUUAGUUUGUUGUUAUCAAUUGUCAUUUUAUCAUGCACUUCAUUCCGUCGAAACACCCCAAGAUUUGUAAUCGUCUUUCCGGACUUCCACAUUCCCAGCAAAUCUUUCAGCACUGUAGUAGAACACUGGAAAACAAAACACGAUGUACUACUUAAUUUUAUCAGCGUAUUUGUCUCCAGUUAUCGACACUGUGGUGGUUGCGCUUAGUCGCAUAGGGCGUUUUCCAUUUAAUGGCCUGACCGGUCAGACCCAAAUUGUUUUUCUCUGUAUCAAUGGAAAGAUCUGGUCUAUGUUUCUCAAAUAUCUAGCGAAAAUGGACCUCAUUCAAAGGUUAUCUAAAUUUUCCGGUCAGAUAGGUCCGAAGCCGAAAUGUUUUGUGUUCCAUUCAACAAUUUGCCCGUUCUGACCGAGUUAAUGGAAAGCGCCCAUACUCUUUCACACUGUGUGAGUCACUGCAUAGUCUUUUUCACACAUCUUUUUCACACUGUUCCAAAAUCAUAUAAGUAGCACAGUAAUAAACUAAUAUUCUGCAAAUUAUUUGCGCU
Messenger RNA from Paramuricea clavata, 4794 nucleotides. NCBI's taxonomy places the organism in Eukaryota, Metazoa, Cnidaria, Anthozoa, Malacalcyonacea, Plexauridae. The record is from the annotation of a GenBank genome assembly.